This is a messenger RNA of Engraulis encrasicolus (European anchovy), 2525 nucleotides long. RefSeq lists its product as uncharacterized. Gene Ontology annotation, molecular function: nucleic acid binding. Bases 30 to 1451 code for a protein of 473 amino acids. NCBI's taxonomy places the organism in Eukaryota, Metazoa, Chordata, Actinopteri, Clupeiformes, Engraulidae. The transcript is spliced from 11 exons. The record is from RefSeq and is a predicted model, not a curated record. Gene Ontology annotation, biological process: DNA integration.
AGAAGCAGGCACUGCUUACCUCUGAGGCAAUGAUGGACAUCUUCCUGACUCAUGGCUCUCCUGAGGUUAUCUUGACUGACCGAGGCCGUGAGUUCUGGAACCACGUCAACAUGAGUCUCUUCGACAGGUGCGGGGUGAAACACCGCAUGACUAGUGCCUAUCAUCCACAGACAAACGGAUUGGACGAAAGGACUAACCAGACCUUGAAGCGAGCCAUUGGGAAGACUCUGGAAGGUAGUCAGGAAAGGUGGGAGGACAACCUGAAAGAGGUAUUGUUUGCCCAUAAUUCCUCUAAGCAGGCUUCCUCCAAGUUUUCACCGUUUCGUUUGAUGUAUGGCCGUGAGCCACGGCUGUUUUCUGAGAUUGCCAGUGAUACUCCUGAGGCUGAGGUUGUCGCGUCUGUUGAUGAGGACGAUGUUUCAGCGUUUAUGUCCAGUCGAGCUGAGAAAGAUGCAGCUGUAUUUGACCAGGUGCGUGACAACAUCCAGAAGGCCCAGGAAAGGCAGAAAUCUUCCUACCGGAAGAAGAGCAAAAAGGGAGUGAAGCGUUUCACGAUCACUCCUGGCAUGGUGGUCCUGAAGAGGAACGAGCGGAAACGUGGCAGACCUGGUAUGACCAUGCUUCCUGAUUGGUCGUCCACUGAGUACAGGGUCAUCAGUGUGGACAACAACCUCGUCCAGCUGGAGACCAUGGACGGUCAACCACUGUCGACGAAGACACCCUACGCUUCAGUGAAGCCUCUGCGGGGGCAGACUGACAUGUCCACAGACAGAGCUGUUGGAAUGACAUCUGCUGACAGCUCAGAUGUUGUGGACAACACACUUCAGGUGACAGGCAUCGCAACCACUUCUCUGUCUGCUCAGGCAGAGACUGGGGAAUCCAGUGAUUCACCCAUCUCUAAGGUCGAGCAAGACACACAAGAGGAUGCUGAAGUUGUCAUCGUAGGUGUUCAGUCAGGGAGGCCAUUGCCAGCUUUGAGGAGGGAUGAAAGGAUGAGCGACUUUGGAGCCCUUCUCUCUAGUCCCCACACCUGGCUGAACGAUGAGACCAUGGACCACGCUCAGGCUCUCUUGAAGGCACAGUUCCCGUCAACGGAGGGUUUGUAUGCCACCACCUCUGUGGCUCUACUCUCAACUGUGCCGGGACCAACCCAGGGGUUUGUACAGAUUUUUAAUUUGUCCGCAAACCACUGGGUUACGGUAAGUAACAUUGGAUGCAAGGUACGUGAAGUAAACGUUUUCGACUCAAUGAAUGCUUCACAUACACCGGAAUUCCUGAUGCAAAUCACUGCUUUGGUUUGUUUUCCAGGACGGACGGUGAGGAUUCUUUGGCCAAGCAUCCAGCAGCAGCAUGGUGGCAGUGACUGUGGUCUGUUUGCUAUUGCAAACAGUCUUACACUUUGCAGAGUCAACUGCAGCCAGCCUGCCAACCAACCCAGCCCUCACACUUGACUGAUGGAUGGGGACUGUGUUCGCCACUAUGAUGCUGCCCUACAGCUCAACCGAGACUGAAGAAGACCUCCGAGAACUACCACACACACACACACACACACACACACACACAAGGCUUUGUACACGUGACAAAUAAAAUACUUGUAUAUUAAAUUACCUUGAAGAUGUGUUUUACUACUACAAAGUAAUGCCAGUAAAUGGACAAGCAACUUUGAUGAUUUAAUGAAGAAUAAUAGAUUUCAGAUCGUUUUUUGGGUGUUUUAAGUCUAUCUGUUGUUACUGAUUUACAUUGCAUAGUGCAUGGUUUCUGCAUUAAUUCUAAACAAAAGGUCAGUGUUGGUUAAGUUACUCAAAACUGUAAUGCAUUACUGAUUACAUGUUACUGUCUUUUCAAAAUAAUCCCUUACACUACAAUAUUACUAUAUUUAAAAUGUAAGGCAUUCCACUACUUUUGCAUUACUUUAGUUACUUUUGCCUAAAUAUGGAUCUGGCAAUUUAUUACAGUGAAAAUCAAGCUUUUGAGUCAUGACUUUUUCACCUCCAACACAGGGGGUGUUUUUGGCAGCAUGCAGACUAAAAACUACUAGGUUCAGGAAUAGCUUCUUUCUGCACCACACUGAAUAUCACUAAAAUCCAGGUCAUUGCAAUGCAUUUGUAACUUGAGUAGCAUUGUAACUAAGUAAAUGUUUUUUUUGCCCUGUAGUGCCUUACAUUACUGCAUUACAGCAAAAAGGAUUGCAUUACAGUAGCCUAAUUAAUUGCUUUUGUAAUGCAUUAGGUUACUCCUCAAAACUGCAAAAGGUGAAUAAAUGCUUGUGUAUUUCAGAUCUAUUGUAUUAAGUAGAAAAAGGCCAAUGACUGUUUCCAAAUCAAUAGGCUAUAGGCCUACUGGUUUGUAAGACAUCUUUUCAGUCAUUGUUUUGACCGUGUAUACACGUCAGUGGACAGACCACUAGGUGGUAGUGUCUCAUUUCUAGUCGUAAGUAAACUAAGCCCACUGGUUUUCUUGGUUCAGUAAUAUUGAUUUGCAGUUCUUCCUGCAGAUCGGCCAAGUAAAGUUUAACAAUGAAUGAA